Molecule: messenger RNA, 1099 nt
Organism: Lutzomyia longipalpis
Lineage: Eukaryota; Metazoa; Arthropoda; Insecta; Diptera; Psychodidae
Gene: tex
Product: THO complex subunit 3
Exons: 2
Coding region: 104-1063 (319 amino acids)
Biological process (GO): mRNA export from nucleus
Cellular component (GO): THO complex part of transcription export complex
Molecular function (GO): protein binding
Source: RefSeq, a predicted model, not a curated record
AACGUUGAAAAGGUGGCGUUGAAAGUAGUUGAGGAGAUGUGGAGAAGCCGGGUUGUUUACGUUUUUGUGAAGAAAAAUUAUCUAAAAACUUAAUUAGGAAAGGAUGGGGGUUAGCAAAGUGGAGGAACUUCAGGAUUUCUUCAAGAGCCACAAUAAGAUUCGGGAGCAGAAAGCCCAUACAUCGAAGGUACACUCCGUGGGAUGGAACUGCGAUGGCAGGAAACUUGCUUCGGGGUCUUUUGAUAAAUCCGUGGCGAUUUUCUCCCUCGACAGGGACCGUUUGAGCAAAGACAACACCUACCGCGGUCACACAGGCUCCGUGGAUCAACUGUGUUGGCAUGCAGUCCAACCCGAUCUCUUGAGUACAGCGAGUGGAGAUAAAACCGUCCGGAUUUGGGAUGUCCGAAUAGGGAAAUGCGCCACGAUAGUCAAUACAAAAGGGGAAAAUAUCAACAUUACCUGGUCACCGGAUGGGAAUACCAUUGCUGUGGGCAAUAAGGAAGAUCUCGUCACGUUCAUUGACACGCGUACGCACAAAAUCCGCGCUGAGGAACAAUUCAGCUUUGAGGUGAAUGAAAUUGCGUGGAACAACCGAAGUGACCUGUUCUUCCUCACAAAUGGCCAGGGAUGCGUGCAUAUCCUCAACUAUCCGAAUCUUGAGGUCAAAGAUAUUCUAAAAGCUCAUCCUGGAACAUGCAUUUGCAUUGAAUUCGAUCCCACGGGCAAAUACUUUGCAACUGGAAGUGCAGACGCUCUUGUUUCCCUUUGGGAUGCUGAGGAGCUUUCCUGCAUUCGGGUAUUUUCCCGUCUCGACUGGCCAGUUCGUACAAUUUCCUUCAGCCACGAUGGCAGACUCCUGGCAUCUGCGAGUGAAGAUCUUCUCAUUGAUAUCGGGGACACCGAGACAGGAGAUAAGGUGGCUGACAUCUCCGUUGAUGCUGCAACAUUCACAGUCGCCUGGCAUCCGAAGCAGUACCUCCUGGCAUACGCGUGUGACGACAAGGAUUCCUGCGAUAGACGACGUGAUGCUGGAAGCCUGAAAGUUUGGGGAUUUUCCGAUUAAAAAAAAAUAAUUUUCUCGAAUAAAUUUAUUCAAAAA